UUAAUAAAUAUAUGUGUAUAUAGGUAUUAUGUUAUUUAUUUUUUUGAAUUAUUAUUUAAGGUCACUGAGCACGUCGGACACUACAAGAGAUUAACAACUCAUUUUAUUCGAUAAAAUCAACACCGAAAAAGAGAUAUAACUGUCAUAUUUUAACGAUAUGAGUCCGCCUUCGAGCUACUACGUACAAAAAAUAUUCGAAACCUACGCAAAAAGUCAGCUGACUUUCGUUCAGAACUUUGCGGGACAGGCGGCCAAACAAGCGUACAUCGAAUGCCUCAAUAAGAGUAACGCGGUCGAAAUAGUUCAGCCGCUUUUGGACGAUAUCGACCCAGAGGUGAGGAUGAAUGCGGUGCUAGGUUUAGCGAGAUUGGCUGGCAAUAGCAAAAAAUGUGCCAAACAAAUAUUGUGUACUGACAAUUUACUGAAAAGGUUACUUGGACAGAUUGCCUGCGAAAAUAAAACAUACAAAAAAAGUUGCAUGAAUCUCAUUCGGAAUAUUAGUAAACACUUGUCGUGUUCUGAAAUUAUAGUAAAAGAAUGUGAUGGAAUACACGCUAUUUUAACAUGUAUGAAGGACUUAGACGUAAUGGUUAGAGAAGUAGCUUUGCAAGCAAUUAGUUCGAUAGCUGGUCAAGAUCCUAGUAUUUCACAACUCAUCAUAAAAUCUGGUAUACUGCCUCAAAUUGUCCAAAGUUUAAAAGAGGAAAGACACGAUUUUAAAUUAUAUGCUUUAUCUACAUUAAGCGAGAUAGCCAAACACAAUCAAAAAUUAGCCAAACAAAUUGUGGAUGUGCACACUUUACCUAACGUAAUAAUUUUUUUAUCGACCGAUUACAACACAGACGUCAAACUUCAGGCAAAUACAUUAUUAUUGAUAAAAAACAUUGCUAAGCACUCGUUAUCUUUAACCGAAAUAGUAGUUGAGACAAAACUAUUUCCAGAAAUAUUGCUACUGAUGGCGCAUCCCGAUGAAUCUGUACGUUAUAAUGCGGCCGAAGUCGUUUACGAAGUAGUUAAAUAUUCCAUUCAAAUUUGUAAGAUGAUCGUGACUACUGGAGGAAUAGUUUCAUUGUUAAACGUCAUUUUGAAAAGCAAAGAAUAUCCUUCUACUCCAGCUGUACUCGCUUUGGGAUACAUAUCAUCCGUGUCACCAUUACUUGCGACGGCUGUUAUCAAUUCUAAGAUAUUGAAACAUUUGACUGCCAUCUUGAAAAGCGAUACAGACGAUGAUUGUCUAAAAGCCGGUAUAGCUUGGACAUUAGAAAUGAUUGGUCAACAUAGUUCUAAACAUGCGAAAUCCGUUUUUACUUGCCACGCCGUGAGUGCUAUGAUUGAUGUUUACAUAAACACAAGUCCGACACAUGAGGCUCAUCAUAAAUGCAAAAGUGCCAUUAAAGUUAUACUGAACAAAAGUGAAGAUUUUUCUGCUAUAGAGAAGUUGUUGACGCCGUCAAUGCCUAUUCAAAUAAUGCUACAUAUAUUAAUUAAAAUUAGCCAAGUAUUUUCCAUGUUACCAAAAAGUUUUAAAGCUCGGCGAAAUUUUAUCAUUAAUGGACAUUUAAAAAUGAUUCAAAACCUUAAACCAGAUAUCAAUUCACAUUUGGAUUAUGUUAUCAAAGCUGUGAAUUGUUGCUUUCCAGACAAUAUAUUACAAAUGGUAGCUGGAGAAAUUCCAGAGUCGGUUUUGAGAAAAUUGGACAAAUUUGUGCCCAAAAGUCAAUGUUUGUUAGACGAUCACGAAGUACAAAUGAGCAAUAGUUUCACCAACCCUGUUUAAUAGUAAAUAACACUAUCUAAGAUAGGAUUAUUAAUCGAAUAUGAUAACUUUUUAUCCGUUUAAUAAAUUAUAUUUAUUG
Aphis gossypii (cotton aphid) is the source of this 1856-nucleotide messenger RNA. Its product is annotated as sperm-associated antigen 6-like. Lineage: Eukaryota; Metazoa; Arthropoda; Insecta; Hemiptera; Aphididae. The record is from RefSeq and is a predicted model, not a curated record. Gene Ontology annotation, cellular component: microtubule cytoskeleton. Gene Ontology annotation, molecular function: microtubule binding. The coding region runs from base 158 to 1777 and encodes 539 amino acids. The transcript is spliced from 10 exons. Gene Ontology annotation, biological process: cilium movement.